AAUUAGCGAGGAGCCUCGGGCCUUGACUCUUAGCCAUAAAUCGCCAUUCGAGUUUUCCUUCAGCUCUUGCUCCCGUGACCCGAGAAAAAAUUAGUGUGGUGGGUUUCAUCCUGUGCGGUAUCAGACAUGGGAGGAGGCAAUGGGCAAAAAUCAAAGAUGGCUCGUGAGAAGAAUCUCGAGAAGAAUAAGGCCGCAAAGGGAAGCCAGCUGGAAUCAAACAAGAAAGCAAUGACGAUCCAGUGCAAGGUGUGCAUGCAAACAUUUAUGUGCACCACAUCGGAAGUGAAGUGUAGGGAGCAUGCUGGAGCCAAACAUCCUAAAUCUGAUGUUACUGCUUGUUUUCCGCAUCUUAAAAAGUGAACAUAUUGGGGAGUGCAAGUGGACAAAACUUGAUAUCAUCAUGGCCUCUUCCUUAAACCAUUUCACAGGGAUCUUCCUCAACUUCUAUUUAAAUCAAAUGUGUCUUUCUGUGUUUGUGCCUUGGGAAUUGGGAGGGACAAUGAGGGGAGCGUGUAUAUUAUGAUUUUCCCCUUGAUACGAGAGGGGAAGAAACUGUGGUGCUUUCUCUUUUUGUCUAGCUGUAAUUGGUUAAUGAUCGUUUGUGUUAAUAUAAAA
Molecule: messenger RNA, 615 nt
Organism: Abrus precatorius (Indian licorice)
Lineage: Eukaryota; Viridiplantae; Streptophyta; Magnoliopsida; Fabales; Fabaceae
Exons: 3
Coding region: 127-360 (77 amino acids)
Source: RefSeq, a predicted model, not a curated record